AUGGCUAUAUUCCUUAGACCAAUCCCAAAUUCAGGAGGUUUAAGAUCUCGCUUAGGAAAAAUAAAAAUUUACUUAACAGAACUGCGAGAAAAUGACUUAACCACCCAAGGCAAUCCUAAUUUGUCUGCCUUAAAUGUUAAAAUUAAAAAGUUAGAAGAAAAAAUUCGUAAACUAGAAAGCAAUAAAGGGUAA
Messenger RNA from Entrophospora sp. SA101, 192 nucleotides. NCBI's taxonomy places the organism in Eukaryota, Fungi, Glomeromycota, Glomeromycetes, Entrophosporales, Entrophosporaceae. The record is from the annotation of a GenBank genome assembly.